Molecule: messenger RNA, 183 nt
Organism: Paracoccidioides lutzii Pb01
Exons: 2
Coding region: 1-183 (60 amino acids)
Source: RefSeq, a predicted model, not a curated record
AUGCAAGGCAUCAAUUCAAAACUCCAUGGUAGGCCAAUUAAAGCAAAGUUGAUGGGCAAGGCUCGCAGAAGUGAGAAAAUGCUUGAUCGGAGUAGUUUGUUGAUUCGAGAAAACGGUCACGGUGAGUUAGCCAGCGAAGCAGAGGCCUUGGCUGACAUGCAUGUUCUCAGCUUUUCUGUGUAA